Messenger RNA from Leptidea sinapis, 1146 nucleotides. RefSeq lists its product as uncharacterized. Gene Ontology annotation, biological process: protein peptidyl-prolyl isomerization. NCBI's taxonomy places the organism in Eukaryota, Metazoa, Arthropoda, Insecta, Lepidoptera, Pieridae. The transcript has 8 exons. Gene Ontology annotation, molecular function: peptidyl-prolyl cis-trans isomerase activity. The record is from RefSeq and is a predicted model, not a curated record. The coding region runs from base 10 to 1131 and encodes 373 amino acids.
AUCGUAAACAUGACCUUACUAGAUGCAGUGAUCAAAGCACAAAUUAAUGGUAGCGUACACAAAACAUCUCCACCGCCAGAGAUUAGUGAAAUUAUAAAGAUCCAGAGAAAGCGAAAAAAAAAUAAGAAUAAGUAUACAACGAAAUCCAAAGUAGAUACAAAACCUUAUGCAUACGACCCCAGCAGACUUUAUCGUAACCUCCCACAAUGGAUAUCCGACAUUCGAAAUUUGUAUACGGAAAAUGCCAAAAUGGUACUUACAAUACAUAAUGCUCUUCAAACUGGUAAGGUUGAUUCACGUUGGGAAAAGCAACUACCAAGAAAUAAACAAUAUUAUCAGAACAGAUUGGAUUCGUAUAAAAGAAUACAGCGAGACAAUAAGGCUUUGUAUAAACGGAUAAUGACUACUGAGCCACGUCUGACCAAAGCGUCUUCAUUAAACGAAGAGUGGAAAACGACUAAACAAACCAUAAUAGACAUGGCCUCCAAGGAAUUUGUCUUAUUCCCGGUGAAGGAUGAAGAGGUCAUCGAAGAUAAAGCCUUUAUUGCCCCGACUGGAGUCAGAAGACCUCGGGUGUACAUAACACUUGGUAUAAGGAACGCGGCCGCUAUGGGAACAAUAUGUUUGGAAUUAUUUACUGAAGUGUGCCCCAAGACUUGUCAGCUGUUCCUGGAAUUACUGGAUGGAGGAGGCGCCGGCUAUGGAUAUGUGGGCACAAGAUUGUUCAGGAAAAUACCAAAGCUGUACUGCUCUGGUGGUGACGUGGUUUACGACAAUGGGUUUGGUUGCUACGCCCAGCGCGGGAGAUACCGACCCAUAGGGGCGGAAAACUAUCACUUCUCCCAUUCAAUGCCAGGAUUAGUGUCAAUGCCUGUAACAGUUAAUGAUGAAGUUUGCGGUACCUUCAACAUCACAUUCAAGCCAUUGCCCCAACUUGAUUUGCGGAACGUUAUUAUCGGAAGAGUCGUUCGCCCGUGCAAUACUUUCGAAGCCCUAAGAACCUUGGGGUCUCCGUUGAGCACCCAACCAAUCGUUGAGAUAGUCUCUGCCAAAAGAUGGGACGGUAAAUGGAUUCACGGCGCAAAAAAUACUAAGAUAAAUCCCGAGACUCUUAAGCAUUUAUUUGGAUAAAUAUACAGUAUUUAU